AUUGUUUUCAGCCCUUGGUGACAGUGAGAGCGCUCUCAGCCGGGCUGCUGGGUGUUGGUAGUGGAUCGUCGACAUUUUGUUUGUUUAUUUAUUAAACGGGCAAGUCUCUGAAAAAAAAAAAUUGGAGUCCUCCAUUUCAGGAGUCUACCAUCUUUUGUUUUGUUGGCGCUGCAACGGGAGGUUUUUAGUUCGAUUCCUCUGUUGGGGAAAUUAAAGAUGAGCAGCCAGUACCAGCGCAGUGUUCCGUUCGAGGUCAGGAGAUUGGAGGGGGAGCGAGUUCGUGCCAAACAUCCUGACAAAAUUCCGAUCAUUGUAGAGAGAAAUGGUAGAUCACGUGCUCCUGAACUUGACAAAAAGAAAUACCUCGUUCCCUCAGACCUGACAGUUGGCCAGCUGUGCUUCCUGAUCAGACAGCGAAUAUCCAUGAGGCCAGAAGAAGCUCUCUUCUUUUUUGUGAACAAUUCCCUUCCUCCUUCCAGCUGCCCGCUUUCUGUUGUGUAUGAGGAACACCAUGAGGAGGACCUGUUCCUGUACAUGACCUACAGCAAUGAGAGUGUGUACGGUGCCUGAGAGGAUAAAUAAUAUGGAAUGAAAGGAAGAGGGAGCCAGUGUGGACUUUUGUAUGUGAUGGAGGAAAGGAUGGGAUUUAAACAGUGGUGUUGCGAUGCUUUUAUUGUUUUACCACUAUUAAUCCGUUUUGUAUGAAGCUCAACUUAUAUCAUUGAAUGCCAGUAUGGUUUGAAGGAUGUAACUGGGCUGUGUUUAACUACUAUGGGUUUAAUUACUUUUAACUAUGAAAGUAAGGCAUUGUAAUAUAAAUAUAAGUGAUGAUGAAAGAGAUGUGAACGACAAAAAAAAAAAUGAAUGAGGACAGUUUCAAGAUCAUGGUGCAGUAUAGAAUUAUCCCACAUUUCUAUGAUUCAGUCCCAGGAGUGACUCACUGGUAUUUAAUGAAAAUAUUUUUAUAAAGGUAUAUGAGAAGACAGUGUUGGUGUGUAUUAUUAUUAUUAUUAUUAUUAUGAAAGCAAUUAUCAAGUGUGUGAUUAUGCCCAAAAUGUAUCAAAAUUCAGAACUUAAUAACUUCCUUAAAUACACAGUAUGGCCAAAUGUUUGUGGACACCUGACCAUCAGGUUCAGUGGGGUUGAUGUCAAGGCUCUGCAGGCCACUCGAGUUCUUUUACACCAAACCUGACAAACCAUGUCUUCAUGGAGUGUGCUUUGUGCACAGGAGCAUUGUCAUGCUGGAACAGGUUUGGGCCUCUUGGUUCCAGUGAAGGGAAAUUGUAAUGUUACAGGAUACAAAGACAUUCUAAACAAUUAUGUGCUUCCAGUUUUGUGGCAACAGUUUACGGGACAGUGCAGUACGAGCGUGAUGGUCAGGUGUCGCUGUAUAGUGUAUAUAAAACACUACAAAAACUCCCUUGAGUUUGACGUGACUAAAUCGCCAAUAUAUUGCCAACAUAUCAGCUUUAAUGAGGUCUGACUGUUAGCACUUUAAGAUGGGACAUUUUCAAAGCAACUUGAGGCAACUAUACAGAAUUCCAAAGCACACCUGAUAGUGUGGGUCUAAAUUGUAUAUGUGACAAAUAAAGGCUUCUUCUUCUAUGUAUUUUAAUCUA
Molecule: messenger RNA, 1619 nt
Organism: Neoarius graeffei (lesser salmon catfish)
Lineage: Eukaryota; Metazoa; Chordata; Actinopteri; Siluriformes; Ariidae
Exons: 5
Coding region: 217-570 (117 amino acids)
Biological process (GO): macroautophagy; autophagosome assembly; cellular response to nitrogen starvation
Cellular component (GO): autophagosome membrane; autophagosome; cytosol
Molecular function (GO): ubiquitin protein ligase binding; GABA receptor binding
Source: RefSeq, a predicted model, not a curated record